This is a messenger RNA of Camponotus floridanus (Florida carpenter ant), 3199 nucleotides long. It is a transcript of the gene Orct, whose product is annotated as organic cation transporter protein. Bases 1269 to 2966 code for a protein of 565 amino acids. Gene Ontology annotation, cellular component: membrane. Gene Ontology annotation, molecular function: transmembrane transporter activity. The record is from RefSeq and is a predicted model, not a curated record. Gene Ontology annotation, biological process: transmembrane transport. The transcript is spliced from 10 exons. Lineage: Eukaryota; Metazoa; Arthropoda; Insecta; Hymenoptera; Formicidae.
UCUAUGAUUAUAAAUACUACAAGCUCUUCUCGUAAAUGGCACAUGUAUGAUGCAAUAACACGAGAUGUGAACACGCGCCACAAGUGACGUAGUAAUAAGUGGCGAGCCGCAAUUCGCAAUGACGGAACUCUUUAAUGUCGCAUAAUCCAAUCGCGAAUAACGCUUAUCGCUUUCAGUAGUACAUACGAUUGAUGUGAGAAACGUAUCAAUUCAAACAAGUGAAGCGGAAAAGGUCCAAGCUCUAAGAUAUGAAAAAAUGACGUACGUAUAAACAAGGUCAAAGUUCAUCACGAGCCUUAGAUUUAGCCUCAUUGAAGGAUUCGUCGCCGAAAGGCGAGAGAUAAAGGGAGCCCAAGGGACGAUUAUUCAUUUAAAUUUGAAAAGAAGCGAGAAGAGUCAUCGAUAACGCUCCACAUGGACCUGCCACCCGGUGGCGAUUGCACGAGGCUAUCCAUUUGGGUUUUCAGCCACGACUUUGGCGCCGGCGCCGAGAGAGUCUCUCCCCCCGGCUCCCCGACGACGCUGCUCCGAUAUCGCGCUGGUGCUGGUGCUGGUGCUAGCUGGCGCAAACUUGGACUCCUCGUGAGUCGCACAGAGUACACGUGUCUGCGCGUCGGUAAUCCCACGCGUUCCCCCUAAAUUCUCAUUCCGAUGGCAAGAGAGAAAGGUGAACGCGCGAUUUAAUCGAAACGGACGUGUAGAGUAUACGUAUUGUCGCGCCUAGUAUCGCAAAGCCUCUCCUUCGACGAAAGUUAUCGAUUGGCAGUGCUACAAGAGCGACCAUCAGCGACCGGCCGGCAUCCUACAAGUUGCUACAUCGGAAGCUGGCGCUUGGCGAAUCGUUGAUAAAAUCCCGCCGUUUACAGAUCGACAUUCCAUGAUCGAUCGUAGGAACGCGGGAUCAUCGAACGGUUAUCACCGUUCUGUCAAGAAAUCAAUAUAUUUGGAAGCCCAAUAAACGAUCGUCUCUGAACUGAAGGUUGAGUCAGAGACUUUUAAAAAGUGUAUACAAAUGUCUUCGUAUAUAUUUCUCCGGGAAUGAAUUUCCGGAUAUCACGAUAAGAAAAUCUCUGUUACAAGAGAUAACUAUGUCAAUAUGAAUGAAAUACUGUAGAAGGAAUAUUCAUUGUCUUGAGCAAGAUUAUUUUUAUUAAUCCGAUUAAAAAGCAAUAGAAAGAUUUAUCUUUGCUGACAAGAGUGCUAAUAAAAACACUCGCGUAGAUUAAACGAUAUCGUCGAAUAAAUAACGGAAACAUACUUCGGGAAGAAUGGCAUACGACGAUGUUAUUCUUCGUAUGGGCGAAUUUGGUCGCUAUCAACGCAGGGUCUACCUUCUGCUUUGUCUUCCGGCAAUAUCGUGUGCCUUCCACAAAUUAGCCGGUGUAUUUCUCGGAGCUAAAAUGAAUUCCAGGUGUUUACUUCCGCACGAAUUCGCGGAAAACGCUACAUUUCAUUUGAGUCCGAAUAUAUUGAACGCAAGCUAUCCAUGGGACAACGAACUUAAAGGGUGGUCCCAGUGUCUGAGCCGUGACGUGAUCGGCGCCACGAACGGUACAAUCGUUGAAAAAACAAUUGGAGAAGGGAUCAGCCGGUGCAAGCAGUAUGUGUACGACAGAAGCGUAUACAAAAGUACAACCACUUCCGAUUGGGAUUUGGUUUGCGACAGGGCGUGGCUGAGGGCGACGGGGGAUUCAUUGUUCAUGGUAGGAGUCAUGCUUGGCUCGAUGAUAUUCGGCGCUUUGUCCGAUAAAUAUGGACGUAGACCAAUUUUCUUCCUAUCUUUAAUCAUACAACUGGUCGGCGGUACAUUAGUCGCUGUAGCACCCGAAUUUAUUUCCUACGUAAUUUUUAGAUUAAUUGUCGGCUCAACCACCAGUGGAGUGUUCUUAGUAGCUUAUGUCAUAGCUAUGGAGAUGGUUGGACCGAAAAAACGGUUAAUAGCCGGAGUCGGCGUGCAAUUGUUUUUUACUUUUGGAUACUUACUCACCGCUGCCUUUGCGUAUUAUAUUACCGAUUGGAGAAUGCUACAGGUAGCCCUUACGAUACCGAGCAUCAUGUUUCUACUUUAUUGGUGGUUUAUUCCCGAAUCCGCACGAUGGCUACUGACGAAAGGUCGCCACCAGGAAGCGAAGGAUUUGCUGCAACGCGCUUCCUUGGAAAAUGGCGUGGAGAUACCGAGUGAAACUUUCGACACACUUCUUAAUAAUAAGGCCGAGGAAAGUACGCCCGACGAGAAAAAACCUUCGGUCUUCGAUCUGUUCCGUUAUCCAAAUUUAAGACGGAAGAGCAUUCUUUUAUUUUUUAACUGGCUAGUCAACAGCGGAACGUACUACGGACUGUCUUGGCAUGCAUCCAAUCUCGGAGGUAACGACCUCCUUAAUUUUGUAAUAUCCGGAUUAGUGGAAAUACCGGCGUACACAUUCCUCAUCUUUACCCUGAAUCGAUGGGGCAGAAAAAUCAGUCUUUGUGGCUGUAUGAUGUUAUCAGGAUUAGCAUUACUUGCUACGUUAUUUGUCCCUGCCGAUAUGCCGUGGCUAAUUAUUACCCUGGCAAUGAUAGGAAAACUCGCUAUUACAUCGUCCUAUGGUGCAAUUUAUGUGUUCACUGCAGAACAAUUUCCGACUGUUAUCCGAAAUGUCGGACUGGGUGCGAGCUCCACUUUUGCUCGAGUUGGCGGAGUUAUUGCACCAUAUGUCAAUCAUUUAUCGGAAUUAUGGACACCAUUGCCACUUGUGAUUUUCGGAUCAUGCGCCUUACUUGGUGGAUUGAUGUCUCUUCUUCUCCCGGAGACAUUAAACAAGAAACUUCCUGAAACGAUUCAGGAUGGCGAGUUAUUUGGAAAAAAAUCAUCAAAGAAGAAGAAAAAACAGCAAUUGGAUCAUAACCAAUUGAACGAGAUAGAAGUAAUAAAACCAUUAAAACUACAGGAGAAGCAGAAUGGUGUACAUGAGAAACAAAACGGAUGACAUUAAAUUAUAAAAAUCAAAUUGGUAUUACAUUCAAAAAUAUGUACUCGAUUCCCGUCUAAUCACAUUUUAGACGUCUGUCGCGCGUGUAGUACACACGCUUACAAAGAAUUUGACAAACGUUUCUUCUCGGUUAAUAUCCAUAAUUGUCUAAUAUUUGUUUACACCGGAUCAUAUCUCACUUGAGCCGGAUUGGACCGAUGAUGAUAAAAUCAUUAUACAAAAAUAUAAAA